Molecule: messenger RNA, 13195 nt
Organism: Pocillopora meandrina
Lineage: Eukaryota; Metazoa; Cnidaria; Anthozoa; Scleractinia; Pocilloporidae
Source: the annotation of a GenBank genome assembly
CCUGGAAUUAUGAGCCCCAUAUAAAGAUAGCCAGCGGACUACCUCACAAGUCAUUCUAGGAGGGAAGUGAAACUUAUAAGGAUGAAGGGGCGAGAAAUUUGUGUCAGUGUUUGGUAUUUUAAGGCAAUCAUAGACGACUAAAUGGCCAGGUCUGCCCUAAGUACGGAUGUUGAGUUCCACAUUCUUCAUAACUAUCCCUGGUCAAAGCUUCCAACUAAUAUAAAACAGGUAAAAACUUGUAUAUUUCCUAACCUCGGCACGGACUUUUACUAAUGCUCUGUAUUUACCGGAAUUAAAGGCACUCUGCUGUUCUGCUUAAUAUUAUCUCUUGGAAAAUAGCCAGUCCUUGCGAAGAAAAAUUAUGUGUUUCUGUAAUAUUCUUUUUUCCUCAGUCGCUGGGUAACAGCCAGAAAGAAUGGGAAAAAUGUGUAUUCGAUUACAGUGUGAGGAAUCAAUUGAGAUAUCGCGGAAAUAUAGGUUAGUGCCCUUAUUUAAGUCUUCAACUAAAAGGUGCAAAGAAAUAUCGGCUUCCAGUUAUUGUCCAGCUUCAUGUUGUGUUAAGUGUAAGGAAAAGAAUUGGUAACUUUAUUCACUGAGUUGAAUAAAAAUUAUGCGGAAAUAUUACAAGUUAUUGGAUAUCUUUAGGAUUAUGAACACGCACGUGAAGACCCAGUCAUCAUUCAGAUGUUAUGUUAAUGUAGGUUAUAAAUCGUUAAUUAUUCAAGGCGUGAAUAAUCUGGUUAACAGAUAAUUCGUUAUUAACACUGAAUUCGGCAAUAUUCCUAAGUAUUCAUGUGGGUUUGAAUUUUGCUUUGUAAACAAACAAAAAUAUAAAAUAUUUUUGAAAAGAUGAAGGGAUAUCAUUAAUCCUCACCAACGUGAUUAAAUAUUGUUCAUUGUGGUGUAGGAUAGGAGAUGAACUUUAUUCAUUUGUCUCGUGAUGGAGUCACAUUGCGAUCAACAUCCAAGUAACUCUAUCAUUAGACAAAUGAAUAAUGUUCAUCUCCAAUCUCACCAAGUUUCCUUCUAUUAGUUAUUCCUUGGAGAUCACCUUCAACAGCCUCAAAUCACAGCUGUUACUUUAACACCAGCUGUUAAAUGUCAUGUUUAGCUUUCCUAGCCUCGUUCACAGGUGUAAAUAUUGCACAAACUUUCUCUUAGAAACAGGGCUAAGAAAGAAAGCUUACUUGCAUGCAUGUUUUGAUUACAUAUUUUUUUCCUUUAUGAAAGAUGCUUUUAGCUAGGAUGCACCUAUCCCUAGUAUUCCCUGAAAUGUUUCUAUUAUUGAGAGAAGUGCAAGAAGGGUGAGAACCUUGCACACAAUCAUGCAACAAAGAGGGCAUUUUUUUUUUUUUUAUUGAGAGGGGGACUUUCUUUCCCUCCGUAAAACUUGAGUGCUUCUGUCAUUUGAACUUAAAAGCAGCUCAGGUAAGAAAUGUUUAUGUUGAUUAUAGUGAACAGUAUCAAGAGGGGUAACAGCUUGCACUUACAUGGGAAAUUUUAUCCAAAAAUCCCUAAAUGAGUUUAAAUGCUGGUUGUUGAGAUCAGUGAAAAUCUCUGGGUUUGCAUGACCUUGGCAGUGUUAAAGAUUCUCACUGAUUGUAACAAAUGAAUUCAUAAUUAUUGGAGUACAAAAUUGCCAUUAUUGACACAGAAAAUCACCUAGCAUAUAGAUUACGUCAAGGAAAGAUGAAAUCUGCUUGUGAUUUGGAUUUUGAUGAGAUUGGCUUCAAUUGGUAAUUAACAUUUGCUGUUGCGUCACUUGUUUGACUUUACAAUAUAUUGUUUUUACUUGUUCAGAGUAGUGAUACAAUAUUUUGAAUAAUUACACUGUUUUGUUCUCAGUACGACAAGUCAGAAGGGAUGAGAGAAAGUAUUAUGAAGAUUUACUGCAGUACAGUAAACAACACCUCAUGGUAAGGAUGCUAUCGGACUACAGAUGAUACUCUCUUUAUAUACCCUCUUAGAUACAACAGAUUCAUCCAUAGCAUUCUUGACAAAAUUAAGUUUUUAACAGGGGUUUCCUUAAAUUUUUCCAUAAAUGGCUACCAAUGAAUGUAAUAGGUGGCUGUGCUGUAAGGUGAAACCCAAACACUAGAGUCUUCUAGUAGGCUAAACAGACAGCAGUGAGACGUCUUGGAGGUGGCAGUAGACCACCGAUAACUGGCAUUUAUUGAGACCCGUGCUUUUUAACCUCCAUAUAAACUGUUAAUAAAAACACUACAGCCUUUCUUACCCCUCCAUGACUAUGCAUUUAUAGAAGUAGAGGGGUCAUAAACUAGCCUCUUCUUGGUGUUUGUCGGGUUGUAGCUGUUUUAAUGUAUCAACUAUUCUUUAUAAGUGGAGUCUUAUGUUAGGCCUAGAUGCCCCCUCAGCUAGGCACUUGUGAUUGGCUUUUGGUUGGUUGUAAUAGAAAAGUAAAAAGCUUUAGACAAAAAUAAAAGCAAAACUGAGGGACUAACUCAGCCCUUGGUGAAUUUUAAUUCAGAGAUGUGUUAAAAAAUUUUUGUUAGUGUCUGGUUUACUUGCAAUAUUCCGUAUGAGGUAAGAUAGCAGCAGAGGAUGGUUUGAUAUAGGAAACACAAUAAGAUAAUAAACAUCAGGGCCAAGUUUUUUGAAGGAUAGUUGGAGCUAAUCCAGAUUUACCUGCCAAGGCUACUAAUAACUUUUGUACACAAUCAACUUGUGGUAUGUGUCAUUCAAGUUUCCCUGACUUGUCCCUGUCUUCAUAUUCUUCUUGUCUUUUCACUCAUGAUUCAUACAUGGCUUGCUGUUUAUUUUAUAGCUGUUCCCUUACCACCUGUCAGAUGUGAUAGUAAAAGGUUUGAGGAUCACUCCAUUUUCAUACUACUGUAGCAUCAUGGAAAACAUCAUGUCAAAUGAAAGGAGCUAUGACUCAUUACCAAACUUCACUGCAGCAGAUUGUAAGUUUAAAGACAUUCAGAUAUGAAAUCAUUUUCAGUUUAUGUUAUGAGCUUUAGAAAAUCCCAGUCAACAUCUUUGAUAUAAGCAAUUUUUUAAAAUAGAAUUUUUCUGAAUAUUCUGUCUGAAUAUGCUAUGCUGGAUACGCAGGAUGAGGCUAUUAUGCUACAACCUAUACCAAAUUUUCAUGUAAACAGGGUUGAAAAAUGAAUGUAUUUCAUCUUAAAUUGGGUCAGGAAUUUUUAAAGCUUUCAAAGCACCCCCUCCCCCCCUCCCUUCCUUAGCCAAACUUCUUUUAACUGCCCCCCUCUUUGCCAAGUCAAAAAGGGAAAUGGUGACCAACAAUUUGAAUUACUGAGUAAAAAUGAAUUUCACUUUCUACUGGUUUUGAGAAUUGUGAGGUUCCUUUCUGUUUUUUUUUUUCAGGUUUACGGCUGUUGGCAAUUGGUAGAAAUCAAUAUAUUGAGUUGAUGAAUCAGUGCCGGUCAUCUAAGGUAUGAGUAGGUGCCACUUUGAUUAUGCAAAAGUAACCUUGAAACUGAUCACUUGUGAACAAUAAUCAAUGUUUUAUUGUUGGUUUUCUGUUAUUGAAGACAUUUCUAGAAAUGACUGAAAGAGUCUUCUCAAAGGAUAUCUUAGUAUGAAGAAGAGCUGUAUUAUUUAAGAAUGACUUAAGAAAUUAUUCUGCAAGAGCUAACUGGAACUGUGUAUUUCAGGAGGGUGUCCUUCUUAUAGAGCUGUCUGAUGAGAGGAAGUGUACUGUGUUGAAAAAAUUAACAUAAUGCUUUGAUGUUCAGUCUUAAAUUUAUAUAUAACAACACAGAAAUAAAACCAUUUCAAUCAGACAUUUUUUAUCUCCUCAAUCUUUUUAUCCAUAUGUCAAUAUUAGCCUGUAAAUUAAAGUCCUUGAUAAUCUGAGAUAGUACUGAAUCCUGGAUCAAGGAAAGCCUGAGGCAAAGAAAGUAGUAAGCAGGUAGGAGGGUCAGGGAGAAACAAAAUGUAUAUUUGUCCCAUCCCCUCCUCCUUUACUAGUUUGUCAUUCCCACGACCUCCCUCUUGGUACUCUUUUUUUUUUUUUGUCUCCAGGCUUUCCUCAAUGUUACUCGUGCUCUAUGGGGAUUUUAACACUCAAAUGGCAUAUUGAGCACUCACCUACAAGAAGAUACACUGUAUGCCUGCUUCACAGGCAAGGUAACACUAUACCUUACUCAGUCCUUACAUUAAAUCUUUUUCAGAAAUUCUUUAGAAAGAAGCCUGUGCGGGAUCUUCUGCCAACUAAACCUGCUGUGUUAAAGGUUCUGGAACCCUGGUGGAUUGUGCAGAUUGGUUAUGUGACAGAAGAUGACAUCAGGGUAAGAAGGAAAAGGAGCUUUCAAUAUGAUUGUACGUUAGGGAAGAUUGGUCUUUUGGAGAAUUGCUAUUAGUUUGUGAUUUUUGUAUGAUGUUAAAUUUAAAAAUGUAGUUUCUUUAAAAGCAGUGGAAAAGCUCUAAUAGCUGUUACUGUUGUUGAAGCUUUUUGAGGCCUGAAUAAAAAUAUCUGAAUAUUUGGCCCAGCCUCAGUGAGUUUUUCAAAAUUAUUAUAUAUAAAUUAUUAUAUAUAAGGUUUAUUUCUUCACUAUCUCUGUUAACAUAGUAAGUGGAUUACUUAUUGUAACCAAUGGUAUUCAGUUUUCAGAUUUCAGAAUGAUACUUAAAAGUGAUUUCUUUUUAAAACUGUUAAACACUGUCAUUUCUGUGCAGAUGUGUUCAAAUGCUGAACACCAAGCCAUUGAUUCCAUAAUUGAUAAAGGUGCCACUCAAGCUGGGAUGAUGGACCUCAAAGUUGCACAAGGUAAAAGAAUGAUCAUUGUCUUAUUAUCAAGUCACAUGCUGUGUAACUUGUUGAAUAUAUUACACUAGCUUUUUUGGGAGGCAAGGUUGACUCACCAUGGGUCUUUUUGCAAAGCAAAAUAGUCUGCUCCAACUGGUUGGUUUUCAAGGGCUGUGAUUAGUGCAUUUUGGUCUUUUGCAAUUUGACUGUUCCUUGAACCCUUGAAAUCCUAAGAGUGACCAGCAUCUAAUUUCUCCUUGCAGUAAUAGUGCUUAAUAUAAUAAUAAUAAUAAUAAUAAUAAUAAUAAUAAUAAUAAUAAUAAUAAUAAUAAAAAUAAAGAUCACAAGAACAAAGGAAAAUUAUCACCAACCUCAGAAGUUCUGAUGGUUAAAACAAAUUCUCCCUGCCAGUACCAAAGAAAAAGUAUUAAAAAGAGUAGGGAGAAUAUUAAACCACAUGGUGUAGGGAUAAGUUAUAAGAAAGGGAGAGAUGUUGAGUUAUUCUAGUAAUGCUUUUUGAAGAGGUAUGAUUUCAUGUCUUUAUGUGUUAGACAUUGAUGACACUCUUCUUUUCAUAAAAUACGAGGUAAACUGUUGUUUUUGCAGGACUUUACACCAAAGGUCUUAUCUACAUAGAUGUACCAAUUGCUGAUGACGACUAUAUAGUUGGUAAGAAAUUGUAUAAUCAUGUUAUAUGUGAGCAAGGGAAGAGUCUAAUAUUUGCGGUGAUCCUGAGAAAAAUUAUGAAGACAUUGAUGCACACACAAGUUGCUAUCAAAGUUAAUGCAGUGAAAAAUGAAUAUACAGCAACAUGAGAGAUGUGGAAACCUAUAGGUAUUUACAGUUUGACUUUUGUUUCAGCAUGUUUUUCACAUAAUGAAAACCAAAUCUGAGAUAACUUUGCUUUUGGUGAAUUUUGAGUAAAUAUGCAUAAAAAAAGGUCAUAUACAUGAGUACAGCUUUUGUCAAAUAGACUCAAAAUUUAAUGAGUCAAUGUACAAGAUAUGGGAGAUUUUUGUUUACUUUUUAAGAUCUUGGUUGCCUAAACUUUCUUUCUUCUUGGUUUCUUUGCAGUUCCACCUUUAGAGAAUUUUGUGAUGAACAGGGUUUUGGGUGAUUACUUUGAAGUUCUGAUGUACAAGAUAUUUGUUUCAAUAGAUGAGCACACUAAUAUAAAAGAGGUGACUUUGAAUUUUUUAGCAUGCUUUCAAAUUAUGUCCUGGAUAUGGAAAUGUUUACCUGAAUGGUCAAUAAAAUUUCUUUGAGUCAUCCUCUUUGUGGUCUGUGAUAAGGAAAUGAUGAAAAAAAGCCAUUGGUUUAUGAUAACAUCAAGUGAUUAUGAUAAAUGAUAUUUCAUCCAUUUUUUUUAUUGCAGUUAGCAAAUGUUUUGCAGAUAGAUUUGCAAUUAGUUAAGGUAAGAUUUUGUUGUGAAGUGAAAAGAAUGUUUCUAUGUUUCCUUUUCAUUUUUUGCUUAUUGCAACCCACUCAAAAAAGAGGUUAAGCUGUGGACUACUAACAUCGUUAUCCUUUUGUAUCAUCGUACAGAAUGCUGUGUCAGUUUAUAUCCGACUUGGUUUUGCACAUAAGAAGGGUGUGGAAAUUGAGGAAACUAAGUUACACCACUCCUGGACAGAGAAAGUCAACAGUUUGGCAAUGAAGAGGUGAUAAAUAAUUAUGAUAAUAAAAUGUUUGCAUUGUCAUUGUGUCAUUAUUGAAGAUGGCCUGUGUAAAUUUGCGAGGCACUUGUGUUUUAGGGGCUACAGUGAUGUUUCAAACAGAGGCCCUUAAUGGCCUUUUAAGGGUGGGGGGAGUUGGAUAUGUGCUCCCAUAAACAAGAUAAACCUGGCAGGUAAACAAUGUCUUCUUGAUAUCAAACCAAAUUUUCUUGACCAAUUUCAAGGAAAGGUGAUACAACUUGCAGAGAUAAUCAGAGAACUGAUUAUGAUCAGUGAAAGGUUAAUGAUUCAACAGCUCAAUGAUAUGCAGCUACAUGUCUUGUUUAGAUCUACAUCAACAGUAUGGAAUACUUAUUUUGUUUUUUGGUUCUCAGUCCCAUGUCUGUGACAAAACAAGAAGAUGUGUGUCUCCAUUCCAUUACCAAGCUCAAAAUUUACCAUCUUUCUUAUUCUGUUUGUGCACGUGAUGCUUAAAACAUUUAAUUUACUGAUCCCAGCAGUUUGCAGGAGGCAUGUCAUAUAUAACCGUAGUAAUAAACCAGGUCACUGUAGAGUCUCUACAGCUCAGUGGUAGGGUAUCAGAGUGCAGAAUCCAAAGGUCUGAGGUUCAAAUGCUCAUGGAGCAUCAGAAUUUUUGUUUGCCCACACUCAUGACAAGACCAAAAAAGUGUCUUUUUCUUUACUUUGGUUUUCCAAUUUUUCCAAUUUUUCCAAUUGUUUCUUCAGAUGUAGCAGCAAAGACAAUCUCCUGACUCUGGACCUUAGUAACCUCCCAGACAAGGCAAAUUCAAUGACAACUUCUCUAGAUAUUUCGUCUAGUGAUUCUCAUGAAACAAAUGGAGAGCUCUCUACACCAGGUAAAAACAUAAUACGUCACUCAAUUCAAUAUGAACAGAUCUUUUGGCAUUGGUAAGAAGGUGCUUGGAAGGAUCUGGGGUUUUGAGAUGCAAGUAAAAUGAAUCUGCAAACAAAGCAAAUGCCCAUUCCCUUUCAAAUUAUUCCAAUGUCCAUAUCAUUAGGUGAUUAAUAUUACCUUCCCUGCUGUACAAGGUAGUAGUCCAUGAUGAUUUAUCCCCAGAGUUUCAUCAGGUUCCUCUGACAUUUCACUGAUGACUCUUUAUACUCCUGGAUAGCAAGAGGCACAGUGAAUGAACCCUUUAACUUCCAGAAAUUAUUAAUAUGUAACCUCUCCCUUCAAUAUCCAUAAAUUAUCCAGGAAACAGGUGAUGACAGUACCCAAACUUAUCUGGCAGAAGUUGUAUUCUUGAUCCAGCCCCAGAUUGUGAAACUAAUUUACAAGGAAAUGUGUUGCAGCUAGAGGGAAAACUAAUUAUCAGAUUUUAGAAGUUAAAAGUUUGAGUUUCUUGCCCAAGAAUACAACACAAUGACCUAGCCAAAUAUCCAUUUCCCAUUUCUUGACCCAUGGUCCACUGCGUAACCAGUAGGCUUCCAUCUCCCACAAAUUGAGGUUCAAGAACUGCUAUAAAAUCAUGUUAACUGAUUUCAUUGGGAUCUCUGAUAGGGAUCUUUUCUUUUUCAAACAGCAAAAAUUACACGUAGUUCAAUUGUGCAACUUUUUUUUUACAGCUGAAAGUAUUUCAGGAGGGGCAACAAAGAGGAUUGCUUUCCUUUUUGAUUCUACGCUGACUGCUUUCCUCAUGAUGGGCAAUUUAUCCCCGGUGAGUACUGUAGGACUGUGUAGUGAAUCAGUUAUGUUGAGCAAAUAUCAUCAUCAUCAUCAUCAUAGGGGUGUCUUCAUGUGUAUGAUUUUUUUCAUGCUUGAAGAGCAUGGGCCACUUUUGUAGCAAUUGUGGAUUCACUUGUCAAAGUCAGUCUUGUUAUACAUUGUUUUACAAAGCUACAUAGCCUCAAUGCUUGCAGUUUUUGCUAGUCUUGACCAGUGGCAUAUGACAAACCACCUUGUCUACAUACUAUUAUCUAAGCUCGCUUAUUGACCAAUGAGAGCACGCCUAAUGUCUCAUUUAUUGUAUUAUCAGUGGUUGCAUGUUUCAUUGUACCUGUGUGGUGUAAAGUUGGCUUUUAAUGAGAAGAGCACGAGAUCUGCUGUCUUUACAUAGAAAGCUGCUUAGCCCUUAAACCCCUAGGAAUGACAAGAGUCCAAUUUCUCCAUACAGUCUUACUUCUGAAUCAAACAUUAAGGUUAUGAGAAUACAGGAAAUGAUCACCCACUCAAAAAGCAUGUAAUUCGUUGGACAAACUCUCCUUGGGAAAUGUAUGGAGAACAGUAUGGAGAAUAUGCAUACUGAUGUCAGACUGUAAGUGUUUUAAUUUUUUUUUCAUUGAUGUAGGGUUUGAAGAGCCAUGCGGUCACAAUGUUUGAAGUUGGAAAACUCACAGAUGAAUCGUUGGACAGUUUUCUUGGAGAGCUUGAGAAGGCAAGUCCUAAAAAUCUUGAUUAUCGCAAUUAUCUUCCUACUUUUUAUUGGCAUCGAUAAGAUUUUCCUGUCGAGAAAGAGGGGGGGGGAGCAUAGAGUAAAGUUUUAGGAAGAUAUCAGGUUGUUCUUUACCAACGUAUUAUCUUUUCUCGUGAAAACGAAAGAGGUCUUUUGCAGCCGAAUAAUUCUCCCCUCUUAUGGCCACUCCCUUCUCUCUCUCCUAUAAGUCCAAAUGAGAUAUAUGACCGUGUAUUUACCGUUCUUUUAGGUGGAUAGUGUUGCAGAAGGCGAAGCUCAAAGAUAUUUUGACCAUGCUAUCACACUUAGGGACGCUAUUUUGUUCUUGAGGUACAACAGGAACCUUGGAUUGGAACCUGAUCAAGUCCCUGCUAAGGGUUUAGGUGAGUAAUGUGGCGUAACGAACCUAUCGACUGAAAGUCAAAUUAUAUAAAAUGCCAGCUUGACUGUUGUGCAUUCUGUUCUACUUACAGACUUGUUGCGAUGUGAAAGUCUCAACAGUUUGGAUUCUGCUGCUUGUGGUCGAGUUCUGCAAAAGAACUACAGGUAUUUGAGUAACCCUAUCACUUCCGAGAUAUGCAAGUUAAUUCUCCCAACUUGUACAUGAGGAAUUAGGUAUUAUAUCAAAAACCUAACGCCUGAUUGAUAUUGUUUCAUUCUCAAUACCUUUCUGCUUUAAAGUGUGUUAAAAUGUAAGGAGAAUCUACACACUGGUCAUAUCCGGGAAUUAAGGGGUAAACACAAUUUUCCACCAGCUGUAUCUUUCGCUACGCAUAAUAAUUUGUGCUUUGCUCCUCGCUUUGGGGAAUUAUUGGAGAGUUAUGUUGUGGUAUGUAGCAUGUUUUAAGCGGCUAGCGCGACUAGCGUGACUAGGCGAUUUAGGUUAGUAACUUGAAUAGCGUGACUGUCUAAUUAACGUUACUAAGCUCUAGUUUUGUUUAUAAUUUUCAGUUUACUGGUGUCGAUGGCGCCCCUUAGUCAUGAGAUCCGACCUGUGACGAGUUGUUGCCCGCCGCAUUUUGGUCCAGCGGUACCCGAGGUCAACUCAGUAUGGUUCAAACUCUUCAUAUAUGAACAAGUGAAAAGUGGCCCACCCUCCCUUCUUUUAGUUAAGGGUACACGCCUCCGGUGGUUACCCAAAAUUUUCGAGGUAAUAUUUGUUUUUAAUUGUUUAAGUAAGGCUUGAUACAGGUGAGAGCGCUCGCCUCUCUUCCCCACCCUCCUCACUGCGAUCUGGGUUCAACUCCCGGACGGGACUUCCCCAGCGGCUUCAGUUUAUUUUUUAUUCUCUUCCUUGCUCCGAGAGUUUUUUAUUCGGUUUCUCUGUCUUUCCUCCCUCCACACAAGCCAACUCCCCAACUUUCAAUUCGAUCUGGAUACAGCGGACUAAAAGCCACUUUAUCCACUACUAAAAUGUUAUCAUCGUCGUUGUAGUCAUUGUCAUCAUCAUCAUCAUCAUCAGCAUAAAUCAUCUUCAUUAUUAUUAUCAAUUUUUAAAUUUUUUCCCAGGAUUUUGAAAGGUUGAUGAUAACCACGUGGGGUCACGAUCCAGGAAUUGUGUCCGUGUCCAAUGUUUUAUUAGCGCUAAACGAUGCUCUGUCUCACUCGGCUGUUUUGGUACAGGUAAGCUUACAUCAUUACAGACUGUUGUCUGAGGAGAAUCAGCGGGGAUUUAUCCAUUAAACGAAAAGAACAGGUUAAAAUAAACCAAGAGAAUAUUAUAAUCUCUCGAGUAAACCUCAUCUGAGUGUAGCAAAUAAUCCGGAGUAACUUUGGUUUUGCUUGACCUGGUUCUGAUUGGCCCCAGAAACAGGCCUGUUACUGUUGCCUAGUCACUCGUAUUUUCUCGUGGUCGAAGGCUGCUGGUGACUAGCGCGGGCAAAUCAACAGUUUGCAACGUGCUUGAAAACGCGAAAAGGAUGCGUGUGUGUAUCUCCUGGGUCGCGCACUUGAUUUGUUCAGAAAAUCGUCAUUUUUAUAUGCCUCUGAUAUUUGGAGUGGUUUAAACGAAUUGUGCGAAUCUAUACAACGACAACUUGUUUCCUUGAAGCCUCGUAGUCCUUGAUAUGUUUAGAUAGAAAGGAUGCGCAUAGAGAAAGACUGACACAAUCCAAAGAAUUGAACAUGUAUUUUUAUAACAGGCUCAUGGACUUCAUACAGAGGGUGAUGUCGUCUAUGUGCCUUUUCCACUCGAUUGUAAAUACGGUAAGUGACUAAACCCCGGCUUUGACCCCUGAGAGUGACCAGCAUCUAAUGUCUCCUCGAAGUAUCACCCUUGAAUCAGACAUGAAGGUCCUAAGAAUACAGGAAAUGAUCACCAAGAAAAAAGCUCUUGAUUAUUGAACAAAUUCUCUUUGUCAGUACCUAAGGAAAUGUGUAGAGUACAGUAUGGAGAACAUGCAUACUGAUGUUAGAAUGUAAAGGGUUAAAAGAAAAAUGUCAGAUAGGAGAGAGAAUCUGUAAUCUUAACCAUAUGAUGUCUUUGAUGUUUGAUUAUCAACCGGAAUUGUUCAGCGCGUAAUCGUCCAUAACUCCUUGCAGGUGAACCGUUCUCUGAAGACAACAUGGAGGCGCACCCUGUUGUUCAACAGCUUUCGAAAUGUCUCGAUUUGGAACACACAUGUGGCUUUAUAUCCAUGCUAAAACCAUCCGUCACCAAACAAGCCGCGAGCGCACGCCGGAGAACCAUCUCGGCAAACUUCGGGAUGUCGUCGGCGGUCGAGAGCGAUCCUAGUUCGCUGUCGCCGCUGAUCGUCAUCAACGACGCAGACAGCAGCGUUGACUCGGCGAGCGACGAGCAGAACGAGGAGGACGGAGUUGAUGGAGUGACUUGUGGGUCAGAUAAUGAUAUGGUGAUGGUUGGUAAAGAAAAGAAGAAAGAGAGUGAAGGCGAUAGAGGUGCUGAGAAAUGGCUGCCGCUAGAUUUGUGUUAUGGUCUUCCUUUGUUUGAUGGUGACUUGAGCAAUCAAGUCUAUCAGAAGGUAUGAUCUACCAAUCUUUGAAGUAAGCUCUCUUAGCCAGGAGGGGAAGCCAGGGUGUUUUUAUCGGGAGUAAUUUUGAAGAGUGCAAAGACUUAAGGAAAGUUUGAUAUGCUUGUUACGUUUGCGAACUUGUUGUGGUACGAAACCUCUGCAAACCAAAUUAAUUACAAACCUAAAUAGAAUGCACACAACAGUCCUGCAAUUGGAGUUGUCUCAAAUAUUUUUGAUGGAAUAAUACCAAGUUUUCUAUGGUCAGUUCACUAAUUUUUUGGUAUGUUUGGAGAAUAAGUCGCUUUGGUGGUAACAGCAAUGUUACAAGAAAGUAUCAUGCGAAGAUCUGCUUUAAAACAAAUUGCUUAGUUCAAUGAAAAAUCGAAUUCGUUCUCAAUUUAUUUUUGCAGAUAUCCUCGAAGGGAUUGUGCCACGAGGAAAGGUAGGUUGCCAUGAAAUUUGUCGACACUCUUCAUGUUUUUCUUUUUUCGAAAAAGGAAUUCCUCUUGGCUGAUCUUUCCAUUUAUCCUUGCAGUUUAAAGUCACUCGUACACUCGAGCCGAAAACUUACUCUGCGACUCCUGGAUUUUAUAUCUAAACACCAGGUAAGAUUGCUAAUAACGAUCUCGUUCACACUACGGAACAGCUGAGAACUAGCAACAUGCAUGUGAUAAAAGUAUAAAUUUUAAAGCCCGCGUCCGCUUAACACAGAUUGUUAGCUUAUUAUGGGAUUCACUCAGCACAGGUUUAACCUUUUUGGAACAAUUUCAAUUAAGUGUCGAAAGAAAUUCGGGUUUGUGUCGGUUUUGUUUUACUACGGUCUGUGAUUGGCCUCGAGAACCCGCGCCACACUCUCGACCAAACAGAUACGAAAGUGAACUCAGUUGCGAAUGUAUCGCCCGCGUUUACCCGCGCCUUGGGCCAUUUGCUUCUUUUUAAUGUGAGUUUUCUUUGGCAUCAAAAUUUCGUUUUGUUCCGUGUGGUUCCUAUGAAGUUCGUGCUACGGUCUGUGAUUGUCACGAAAACCUGCGCCACAAUCUCGGCCAAUCAGAUGCAAAAUAAAACUAUCGCAAAUUUGUCGCACGCGUUUUCCCGCGCUUUACUGAGUCCAUUUGACUUGUUGUAUAUUCAGCUUUAGUUGGCUACUGUGACAUUUCGUUUUCUGAUUGGUUGUUGUCAUUUUGUUGGUUUGGUCUUUUGACUCUCAGUUUAAAAGCUUUCUAUUUGUUAACUAAACAUUCGCUUGUUCCUUCAAAGGACGCCACUGUCUUUCAAGAAACAACCAGCGACCCUAUCUCCUUUCCCUCACAAGGACUCAGUUCGCCCGCUUCAGUUAUUCCCUACCCAACUCAUAAUCUCUGCUUUUACAACGGCAAACUCGAUGUCUGGGAUGGCAGGUGA